Mytilus californianus (California mussel) is the source of this 2689-nucleotide messenger RNA. RefSeq lists its product as uncharacterized. The coding region runs from base 1306 to 2505 and encodes 399 amino acids. The transcript is spliced from 2 exons. The record is from RefSeq and is a predicted model, not a curated record. NCBI's taxonomy places the organism in Eukaryota, Metazoa, Mollusca, Bivalvia, Mytilida, Mytilidae.
UUAAUUAUAUACAUUUUAUAUUAGAAAAAUAAAUCAAAAACCAAUUCCAUAUAUUUAUUAUAGGAUGCAAAUCUAUGUAGUUGCAAUUUUGUUUUCAUUUCUGAAAUGCUGGAGUUAUAUUACGUAGAAUUUUCCGAUUAGUGAUCUCACUGAUUGUUGUCUUAGAAGUUAUUUCCUGAUGAUCUUCCAAAAUGCGAACGAAGAAUGUACUCUACAUCAAAUAUUCCAAAUGUAAUGGUAACAUAUUACAUGUUGUAAUAUAUAAAGAACAGUGUUGUUAUGGAAACAACAAUACAUAAUAGGUUAUUUGCUAAGAAAAAAACACUCAUUCAUAACCGCUAUUCAUUAUAAGUUGAAUUCUGCAAUUUCAAGCAAUCAUAGAUCCCAUAUCUUAAAUUCAAAUAACAUGAUUGUCGUUACAAGCCAAAGCAAUGCUUGACAUUAUGUGGCUUGUGUUGAAAACAAUCAACCUACCUUUAAUGCAAAUAAGCCAUCACUGGCUUCCGGUACCUCAGAUCUGAGAAACAAGUCCACAAUGCUUUCCAAUUUCUAUUUCAUACAUAUUCUUUCAUUAUUCAAAUUAACAAUUCCAAAGGGGUUAUUAAUUGACCCCAAGUCCUUAAGCUCUUAUUUGCACCUGAUAUUUUCUAUAACAUACACAAAACAUUUUUUCAAUGUUAUACCUUUGCGUGGGAACAAUUUAUUGUUAUUGUUAUUUCUUUUAAAUGUUUAUAAAUGUGUUUAUUCUUUCUGUCCCGAAUUAGUGAGUUUAAUUUUUUUUUAUCCAAAGCCUUAAUGUAGAAAGAAUAUGUCAGUCAACUAGUUUAGGAGGAUUCGCUGAAACAUAAAAGAACAAUUUUUACAAAAAAUAGAUGAUUAUUUCUCACUACGAUUUAUUGAUCAUGAUCCAAGAUAAAAUAUAAAAAGAAUAUAUUAUUUUUAUUUCAGAAUAUCUGAUUGUUAUAUCCACCCAAAUACUAGUCAGAAAGGUUUUGUCUCGAGAUUUGAACAUAAAAACAAAAACUUUUCAGACUAGAUAUUAAUUAGAUAGGACUACCAACUAAAAAAGUCAAUAUGAAUAUCCAACUAAACAAAACCAAAACAGCAAAAUCGUCAGAAUGUUGAUGUAUAGAUAUCACUGUCUCUUUUUGGGAACGAUAUUUAAUUAUCGUUUAAUAUUUUAAAUCCAAAGAAAAUACCAUGGAAGGACACCCGACUUAGUUUAAUGCUCAUAUUUAUUUGUUUUAUUUUUUGACAAGCUGCUUAUACUAAAUGUACUGGAUAUACAGAUUUGAAUAGAUCACCAUGGACACGAAAGUUGUUCCUGUUGGUCCUCUCAUCGAACUUCAAGGCUUAAGUCUACAAGGACCACCAGCAGACCAAGAUACAUUCAGACGUUACAAUAGUGAGUACGUGAUCCGUGACGAUAAACAUUCGGAACAUUUAAUUCAUUCGACAAGGAAAUUACGAAGUAGUUGGUCAAAUAUUACUUCCGGUUCAAUAAUAUCUCGUAAAAAUAAAAAUCAUGUCAUUAAUGGCGAUACAACAGACAAUUUGCAAGACGUUAGGUUUUUUGCAGAACUGGUAAAACCACUUCAAUACCGUUUACGCACACAUGAAAAGGAAGAAAAGGAAAAAAUACUUUUUCCAUCCAAAUAUGGAUUUCAUCAACGAAGUCAUUCGCCAACGUUUCGGCGACUUCUUGAAGCUACAGAAAAACUUAAAAUAAUUUCUCAGCACGAAACAGUGAAAACUUUGUUAAAACAAAAUGCCAAUAUCAACGAAAAGAAAGUGGUCUCGCUUAUAAAACCGGAUCCGGAAAUAGUUAAAGAGAAGACAGAAUUGUUUGAUUCUGUUACACCAGAAACACCAGAUGUCACUGCUAGAACUGAAAAGAAGAAGCACACAACAUUUAUUACGGACGAAGUGGUAGAUUAUAAAGAUAAUACUACAAUUUCUGACAUUCCGGAUAAUAUUACUACAAUAAGUGAAGAACCAGAAGAGGAAGAUGUAGACGAUAUAGAUAGUGAAAACGAUGAUGACGAAAAAGAAGAUCAGGAUAACUCAUUUAAAGUAGACUUUAAGGUAGAUGAAUCGCAUGCAGAACUACAUUUAUUUCUUCCAAAAAUUAGCAGUGGUAAUAAAAGUGCUAAAACAAAUAGGACAGAUGAGUUCGAUGAAAGUUCGAGUAAAACUGACAGAUCUGGUCCGAUUGUAUUACCCUCGAUCAAAGUUGACUCUAUUCAUCAGAUAAAAUCAUAUCAAAAUCCGCCGGGUAGAAAACUUAAGCGACAGGAUACAUUCCGCAAAAAGAAGAAAAAAACAGUUGAAAGGAUAAAAUCAGCUGCGGAUCCCGAUAAAAAGGUCAGAGACCAUUUGAAUGACGUUCAUACCUUGAUAUCUAUAGAAGACCAUCAUUCUUCUCACACUACUGACACUGUGUGUCACUUCGAAAAUUGUCCGUACCAUAGCUUAUUACCUCUGACACAAGAAUCAACUUCAUAGCAUCAUAUAUUAUUUGGUUGUGAUUAUAUGUCACUCUGAUAGUUUGAUUGCACUAUAAUUUAAGCCAUCUAUAUUACAUGUAAUUCUCAUUGCCUCUUAAAUCUGUUCUAAGAUAAAUUAAAGGUCACAAUGUUUUAAACCUGUCACAAAUUCCGAAAUUGAUGUAAACAUAAGUACUGCAACA